AUGGAGGGCAAUACCAACAAGGCGUUGACGUUGUUACGCCUGUGCUGGCGAUAUGACGUCACAACAGCAGCUGGCCGACGUGUGCAGUCGCUAAAGAUCAUCGGCGUUGCCAUGAUAGCAAUAACCGGUCUACUCAUUUUCGUGGUUGAAGAUGUCAAUUAUGCGAGAGAAAACAUCAAAAAAACCGAAAUUCUGAAGAAAAAUCUCGAAUCAAGUUUGCAGGUGGCUUUGUUAAUUCACCGUCUUCAAAUUGAGCGUGGUCUCACUGUGCUUUGUCUGGGGUCAAAGAGUGCCGAAGACAAGGAUAGAGUGUUUGAAAAAUUGAGAGAUGCUCGUCAUAACACAGAUAAAGUCCUGGGGGAAACAGAGUGGCCAUUUGACGAAACAGCUGAAAGGGAAUUUCUCCGCGGGCCUCAAAAUUUCCGAAGGCAUUUAACGGAUCACAGGUAGGAUGCAUGAGGGCUUUCACUUUAAACCCAGAGAACACAGUUACAACGAUGAGAGCCAGUGUGUUUUGUAUAUGAAUGUAAACUGUUCAGCGUGACAAUCAAUUUUCAAAGUUUAGGUGUGUCCAUAGUAAUCUGAUCAUAAUUAUGAAUAAUUUAUACCUGCAGGAUUAAUAUUUGUUUGUCAUGAAUCUGCCAUAAAUUAUGUAGGACAUUUAGAAAUAAUUUGCCUCUUAAUAGCGGAACUCUCGCGCGCGCUUCGAGCGCGCGCAGCGGAGCUCCAUGGGUAAGAAAAUUUGGUAAACUAUCCAUCCGAGAAAAUUUGGUUAUGACGUAGCGUACGCCCACCCGUACACACACGUCAUGUAAGCCGAUGUCAAAUGUCACAAUAGAUCUUGCACAACUUGACUAGCCUCUUAGUUAUGUAAACCAUCCGUAUGAGUACGAUUAGAUUGACAGCUGUCAAAAUCAGACAUCCGCUGACAAUUAUCACAUGGCUAUCUCGCGGGCUCAGAUGAAAGACCAGUCGUUUUGCCCCUCCAUAUAAGCUGAUAUAAUAUGUCACACUUACCAAUUCAACAUAAAGACGAAACUACGCCGGGCAAGGCUGUCAGUUGGCUGACAGUCGUUGAAAGUUAUAUUGGCAAGCCAAAUUAAGGUCAAUUGACAGCUGUCAAAAUGGGACAUGUGCAGACCACUAUCAGAAAACUAAUAACGUGGGCUCAGGUUCGCUCAGGUACACGAUCUGGCAUUUUCCACUACAUGCCGGACGGAUAUGUCUUACUCACACUCGUAGUCUGUUAAUUCGAAUUCGCCAUUCUAAUGACGGUUAAUUGACAGCUGUCAAACUAGAGUAUACGCUGCCCAUCAUCACCUGAGUGUAUCCCGGGCUCAUUUUUCUAUCCAUUGAGGUCACAUAGUGUUUAAAGUUUUGCGCUGAUGUUUUAUUUGAUCACGGGCUCAAUUCGAAGCCCCAUAGCUUAGAAAAUCUAUCCAUCCUGGAAAAUUCAGCAAUCACGUGACCGUACACCGACCACCCGACCUUCCGUCCGUCCGCACAACAGGCAUACCAAUGUUUAAUCUCACACUUUCUAGCUAGUUUGGGAGCCUGCAACCUGAUAUUGUACAUCCAUGUUUUGAUUAAUUGACAGCUGUCAAAAUAGUGUUUCUAAUGACCAGUAUCGCCUGACCGUAUCGCGGGCUCAGGUAUCGACCCACUGAGUACGUGUGUUUUUUGAAGGUAUCCGCUGACAAGUUGACACUUUUCAAAUGAUGGCAGGCUCAAGUUAAAUUUUUUAAAAUGCAUAUGAAAUAAGUCGUGUUCAUGAGCAGCACUUUUAAAAUGUUGAUUUCGAACUGACCUCGGACGCGAAAAUUCAACCGGCUUUUACAUUUACAUGCAGGGAAGGCAGUCGCUUUUGACUUUUCUCACUGUCACGCGUUGAUCACGCUCUACGUCCAAUUCUUAUGUCUGAUUGGUCAAAUUUUGACAGGUGAGUUCAUGCGGAAAAUUUAUGCAGUGUCUGGAAACUUGCUUACUGAUAGCUGAAGCUGACAGAGUUUUGUCCGGGAGGUUUGUGUCAUGUUGUGAUGUUUUAAACUGUUUUUUCUACUUGGUGUACAAAAUGAAAUACAGCUGCUAUCAAGGUUGUUCUGUAAUUCAUGCUGGUUUGUUUGUUGCGCUUUUUGUUGACAAAUGUACCGCUUGUCAAAGUCAUUGGAAAUCCGAUUUCGGAUGGCAUCGUUUUCAAAAAUGAGCUUACUUACUUGCCCUUGCUUGAGGCGUAAGAGGGUUGAAAAGUCUCAAGCGAUUCUGGAACACUUGAUGACCUUCAGAAGCAGCAUCUCGACUGGUAAGCCUGAGCAAUUAUUGUCUUUGUUUUUUUUUUUUCGGGUUUCUUGAAGUCGAUCGUAUGGUUUAUGCGGCUUAAGUUAAUACACGAGCAAUGAUCUAACCUACAAUAGUAUCAGGUUUAAAAAGCCUUUAGACAUUUUUUGACCGCAAGUUCAAAGAAAAGGUUCCGAAGAUUAUUUAGUUAUGAUUUUGGCUGUAAACAGAAAGCUCUGAGCGAUUUUCUUGCCUCAAAUUCGUCUUGAAAAAGAGCAAACACCGGGAGCCGGCUUAAAACAUAAAUAAGCUUAUGCUUACCUGACUCAUGAUUUUCAGAGACACUUUACUCUCAAUACUUCUCUUCGUGAAUGAAAAUUACUGUCUCUGUACAUGUUUCACCGAAUUAUAUUUAUUUUAUUGAUUGUUAGUAGUCCCCCUCGCAAUUUUUAUUGCUGCACCGGUUGUUUCCAGUGGUGCAUAAACAUCGCAUGCAGGAAUACUCAAAACGCCGCGCGUAUUAAAAUGUCACUCGCUUUUAAAGAUUACACAUAACAAAACCAUACACAGUUUAAUGAAUAAAGGGAAAUAAAACCUAAACAUAACAAUUUCUCUAUCAUGUUGAAGCGUAAAUGUUAACUCUACUAGUCGCACUGCAAAUUUGGUGCCUGUCAAAUGUGAGAACCCGUCCGGCUGGUCGAAUAGGUGAUUUUGGGAAUUUUUUUAUCGUUUUCAUUUAAAGCCCGUAAUUAUUACCCUGCAUAUCACAUAGGACCAGAUUUUUCUAACUGAAAAGUCCCGGCAUUAUCUGGGAAUUCUCUUCAUGACAACGUUUUAUAAUUCAAUGCUAUAAUUUGUUGUGCAAAGGAAGCGCGUGCUUUGAUCGUCGUGGAUAUUGAAUAAGUGCAAAUUCUCUUACAAAAUUGUGAAAAACUGCAGAAUUAUAGGUUUAAAUAGGGCAAAAAAGAACAAACUCUGUCCGAGGUCUGUAUGAUAAAAGAGGGCCUCUGCGUACUGUUUACCUGAGACGUGAUGCGAAAAAGUAUGUUAAUAAAAGGCUGGUUUACACGCCACCAGAUUCGUCGCCAAGAUUUACUAGUAAACUAAACUUGUCGAACACAAAAAAUCCAGCCUGAUUUUUAUUUUGGCCUCUCUUUCAGACAGAGGAAUGCAACGUGUAAAUUGGCUGCCACCAAGGACUAUCGUGGCGCGUGUGUUCCUUAAAACUAUAUUUCGGGGUUGUCCAAUUAUCCAUAGUCUCUCAAACGGAUCAAUUUUGGAGAGACUGGUGAAUGGCACUGCUAAUGCAAAUACAAUACACGAAUAGGUCUAUUUGUUUUCCAGGCCUAAUCUAGUGUGAUCGAACAUGAUUGCUAUUUUUGGGUGUACAAGUAAGACUAUUUAAUAACUCGAUGUAAAAUUUGUUUCACUCUUGGACUGUCAAAUUAUUUUUCUCUAAAAGCACUUAACCUUUGCCUCAAAAGUCAAAUGAAUGUGCCCUGAUCUGUGGAUUACAAGUUUAUUGUUUAAUUUAAAUUAUGAAUUUAUUAACGGGAGCUUCGCUUUUAGCCCUGGCUAAAUCUAUAUAUUAAGCGAUAAUGUUUAUAGCGAAUAAUAAUAUUAAGAAUAGUUCUUAUCUUGGUUUUAGAUAUGGAGUUGGACAAUGUGUACACGGUACUCAACAUGAGCAGAUUGUUUUCUACACCCUUCCGAUCGAUUUGAUGUUGGACUGGUUCUACCAGAAUGUUCGCAAUAAUUCCGAAAAUAAUAUAUCUCUGGAUAUGGUUGGGUACCACAUGUUCCUUGCUGGAAAAGACAAAAUUGGAAUUGAGCGCGCCUUAGGCGGAGCAUUCUUCGCCAAGGGAUAUUUUAGAAACUUGAGCGAUCUAGUUAGGUUCGCAAAUCACAGCAUUCUUGGAAGGGAGUUUUUAGAAGCAAGUGAAACUCUUAUGCCCGAGAUUAAGACAAAAAUGAGCCAUCAUGUGAACGAAACAGUGCUGCGCGUAAUCGAAAAAAAACGAGAAGUCAUCCUUGCUAACCAGCCAGAGAACGCCUCGGUAUCAAAAGGUGAACAGUGGUUUCAGCUCAUGACCUUAUACCUUAACGACACUUUUAAAGUACAACAAAAUGCCGGAGACUCUUUAACAGAGCGCCUGAAGGUCGAACGCAUAAGGAACACAACUUAUCUGAUCCAAAGAUUGGCAUAUCUCGCAGUUGCUAUACUUUUAGUACCUCUUCUGGUGUUUUCAGUUCACAGAAUGACAGGAACUAUUCAAAACUACACCUUUCAGCUUGCCCAGACAAUGUUGGAGUUGAAAGAGGAGAAGCAACGAGCAGACACUCUCCUUUACCAAAUGUUUCCUCUUCCAGUGGCUGAAAAACUCAAGAACAAACAGCAAAUUCCAGCCGAGUUCUUUAACAGCGUGACAAUAUUUUUCAGCGACAUCGUCAACUUUACAGAAAUGUGCUCAAGUAUGGCGCCUCUGCAGGUCUGAUACACAGUUUUACUAUCCUCCUGUUGUGUUGCAAACUUCUUUACCCGUUCAGUUGAAAGUUUAUUUGAGAGAGGGACUAACGCAGAUUGAAAUAUCUUAGUUGUUGUUACUAUUCUAAGACACUGAGUCGCCAGAAAAAAGUACCCUUUCGAAUGCUAAAACUACCAAAUAAUUGGCAAAUGUUUGAGGGCAUUGUAUGUGGAAGUCUCAUUUAGAAUAUAGCGCUAAGCUCAGGCAGAACAUUAUUCACUCGACAGUGAACCUUGAUGUUGGUUUGUUUCAACAAAACAUGGAAUUUUCUAAGCACAAUCACAUAGUCACAACCACGGUUAUGGUCACAGAAAAAUCAUGCGCAAUCGUAAACAUGGUCACAGUGAAAAUCAGUCACAAUCACAAUCAAAAUCGCAAUCGCAAUCGCAUUCAUAACAAAAAACACAAUCACAAACACCGUCAAGCUCACGGUCAUGGUCAUGGUCACGGUCAGGGUCACAGUCACAGUCACAGUCACAGUCACAGUCACAGUCACAGUCACAAUCAAAAUCGCAAUCGCAAUCACAAUCAUAACCACAGGCACAACCACAAACACCGUCACGGUCAUGGUCGGUCACGGUCACGGUCACGGUCACGGUCACAAUAGUAAUCUUAUACUGAUAUUCUCACACUGAUACUUCUUCUCAAUCCCACACCCAUGCCACUACACCUGCGCUAUCUUUGUCUUUUAAGGUUACAGCCAUGCUGGAUGAAGUCUAUGGUUUAUUUGACGACCGCAUAACCUUUUACGACGUAUACAAAGUGGAGACAAUUGGUGACGCCUACAUGGCGGUAUCGGGACUUCCUCAAAGGAACGGAAUGCGUCACGUGGAUCAGAUUGCCCGGAUGGCACUGGACUUGGUAAAAACAGUGGAUGAACUUAAUUCACCGCAGCUCCCCACUAAACAACUGUCGGUCCGAAUUGGCAUACACACGGGUAGGUCUAGGCUAACAGUGCAGGGAACUCGGGGGUAGAGGGGCAACUACCCAACCCCCUCACCCAUACACUUUUCUUAUAAAAGGAUAGAGGAUUGGCUAGUCAAAUGACCUAAAUUAUAUAUUUUUCAUGGUCUUCUCAUCCAUUCGUGACCGUUUAAAUUGUUGUAGGAGACAAUUGGAAAGUAAGAGUAAAAAACUAUACUAUAUCAUGUCUGUUACUAAAAGAAAAUCCUGUAAAAGUAUUAGUUAUUCGUCACACUCACGCGCUGUGAGGUUAAUAAUAAUUUGAGUUUUUUAUCGCAUUUCCCAAAGUGCUAAUUUGCUAGUUCCAGCCAUCGCUAAGUGCCGACGAUAACAAGCAAAGUUUUUACCUAAACGCGCGCUGUUCAAUUUGUUUAGAAACGUAAUGAAUUACCGUAAUUUACGAGACUGCAGGCUGCAGGUUAGUCAUCUCAUGUCAUAUCAUGUCGGCGUUUACCGUCAUGGAAUGCACUCAUGAAUUAUACUCAUGCACGCGUUCGCUCGAAAACAAUGUAUUCUCUGUUCCGCAUUACGUCAUGAAAGUUACCUUACACUACCUUAUGUUACAUAUCGCCUCGAGAUUCAUUCUGCCUUGGAACUUUCGCGCGCGGUCUUAUCAUGCUACCGCCUAAGACGAGAGACUGCUGUACGAGGGGACACGUGACCAGCCGAUGCCAGGGCCUGUUCCCGCCUUUUUUCUCCCAUUAGCCCAGCGGACGAGCUAGGGUAACGUGGAUAAACAUCAUUGUUCCACGGAAUCAGAUGUAUGUCAGACAACCUGUUGUUAUGUAUCGUUUUAUUAGGGCCAUGCGUUGCUGGUGUGGUUGGAAACAAAAUGCCUCGAUACUGCCUGUUUGGAGACACAGUGAAUACUGCAUCAAGAAUGCAAACUUCUGGCGAACGUAAGGAGCUUAUUGACUAAUUAAAAUUGUUGUUAUUUACCCUAGCUUACAGAGCGGACACUCAAACCGGGAAACUAGGAAUACCAUAACGUUUUCUGAAAACAAAGAUUUUCAAGCUUUUUUGCAAACGGACCAAUAAAAUUCGAGGUUGAACUAUAUGCAACACUUGAAAACUAACAGUUUGAACUUACCUCACCUUUCAGGAGAAAACCCUCAAAAUUUAUGAAUGUUUUUGAUCCGUUUGCAAAAAAACUUUAGAAUCUUCUGUUUUCAGUAAACGUAAAGGUACGUCGUGGAAACGGACGCAACAACUCGCCACAAUGUUAGAGUUGUUGGCCAACAAUGUUGAGUCCGUUUGCACGGGGCUGAGAGUUUAACCGGUUUCAAACUUUGCGCAGCAACAUCCAAACAUGCAACAGGGUGUGCAGACGGACGCAACAUGUAACAUCCAACAAUGUUGCGUCCGUUUGCACGGGGCUAAGAGUUUAACCGGUUUCAAACUUUGCGCAGCAACAUCCAAACAUGCAACAGGGUGUGCAGACGGACGCAACAUGUAACAUCCAACAAUGUUGGGAGUUGUUGGCCAACAAUGUUGCGUCCGUUUGCACGGGGCUAACAGUUUAACCGGUUUCAAACUUUGCGCAGCAACAUCCAAACGUGCAACAGGGUUUGAGUGUCCGCACUGUAAUAAUUGUUGAAUUUUAAAAUCUAUCUAUUAAUAGGUUUAUUUGUUGGAAAACAAUUUUCUAAUUCUAUUUAAUAUUGCAUUCUGUUUACAUUUGCAACAUGUCUUAAAAUGUUUCAGUGUAAUUUAUAAUUGAAGAUGGCGGAAUUUCUUUGUAAGUUAAUAUGUCAGUCAUUAACUAUUCCAGCUUUUAGUAGUCGAAUAAUCAGUAUAUCACUUACACCAAAUGCAUUUUGUCUCAUAUGUAUGUGUAUGUGUUUUUUAGCUCAGAAAAUUCACAUUUCGGAAAAUGCUAAGGAAGCUUUAGAGCAAAUUGGGAGUUAUCACAUCGUUUUCAGGGGUAGCAUGGAAGUAAAGGUAAAUUGACAUUAUACUUUUUUAGAGACCUUUAUUAAUUUCGAGGACGAGAAGGACUACAAUAACGAGAUUUGACUUUAAGUUUUUUAGCAUCUUCUAAAAUAAUAUACAUCCUGAAAAGCGUCAAAGUACUUUUUUCAUCAGAAAAGUUAGUACUUUUGUUUAUUGAGGGAAGUUAAGCCCUCUCACGGUCGCAAAGCUAAUAAAAAACCCCUAGCUAACAUUUGAUAAGUUGUUUCCGCCACCACGACAUUCUUGCAAAAACUCGUAGUAGGAUGCAAGGCCGUAGCUAGGUUUUCUCUAACCUGGGGUAUGAUCGCGAGUGCCGAAGGCAAGAGCCUUGUAGGGGGGUGUGGGGUUAUCCUCCCCCGAAAAUUUUUAAAUUUGGAGGCUCCGAAACGUUAUUUUCAUCACUUGUCAUGAGAUAUGUCUCUGAAAAAUCGACCUCGAAUAAGAAAGUGGUAAACAAUUGCAAUAGUCUGGUCUGUUAAGGUCAUGAUCGUUACAGAGUUGACAAAAGCACCAAACUUUGCACAGCGAUAGCUUAUUGCAGUACCAUAAAUACUAGAGGGGGUGCCCAAUGCAAAUAUGCCACUGAAGCGUGCUAAACAGGAUUUAAUUAUUGUAAAUUUCACCUCCUGGGGCCCUGUGGUGUUUUGAUUGAAACUUGUUAUUUAAUACCUUAAACCACUCAGAAUGCUCUUCUCAUGUUGUAAACAACAAUUUCACUUGAACAUCUGGCAUUCCCAUCCAUUAUUAGCUUAUUGAUUGUAUAAUUAAGUUGAUUAUUACUGUGCCCUUAAAGCAAGUCCACAGUCCGCCCACAUUUUCAUAAGUCAUUUCUAAGAAGGACUCAUCUUUGCUUCAUAACUUGCAAGUACUCAGCUUAAGGGGUUCUCUUCUCCUUUUCUAAUGUAUUUCGUUUAGAGGAGGCCUUAUUGUGUGGCUCAAGCCUUAUAUUUAUCAAGUAUUACUUGUCAUUACAUGUCACUUUAAGCUAAAGAAAUAAGCGUUUGGCAUAGCGAUUCACACACAAAAUUUCAGAAAAAAGAAAUUGUCAGAGUCUGUUGUAUCACAUAUUAUCAGGGAUUUAUAGUCAUUUAUGACAUCUGUUCAUGAAGAGCAAAUAACGAAAUGACAGUACCCAAAAUAGUUCUUUCCUAAGGAGGUAAUUAAUUUUUCAGCUUAACAUAGGCCUGGAUGCCUUUCAGUCUCUCUUUAUCUGCUGGACGCACGUGCAUGCUUUGACAGAGAAGCAAGCAUCGUGGCACAAGUCAUAUCAUUUGUAAAGUCCUGCAGUUUGUCAAAGCUUUACAACGCAAAAACAAACAAAAAAGAAUCUGGUCUCAUAAACGAAAAAAAGAAACAAGUUAGCCCAAGCUUCAAAAAACAGCACAGUUUAUCAUGAAGCCUCUACACAGGGGCACCCAACGAGAAUGUAGUUCAAAACCACUUAAACAUAGCAUCGUUAAACGUAUUUUAGAAUUUAAACGGUAGAUAUAGGCAUAUUUUUAUUCCCUAAAAAUUUUUCAUCUGUUCGGAUUUCCUAGCUGAAAGUCUAGUGAUCUGAAAAUUAUAGGGAUCAAAACUUACCUUCUCGAAAAUUUCAGCCAGAAAAAAGGCUCCCGAAAAUUCUAGGUGACCUUUUUAGGGUAAAAAUCCGUUAAAAAUGGGCAAUCAUACCAUUUUUUAGAUGCUCGAAAAUCCUAGGAGAGGCAGGCAAGCAAGAAAUUUUACAACAAAAUAAUGUUCCGAAGAUUCCAGGUCUGAAAUCGUCUUCCGAACAGCUUAUCAAGUCGAAAAAGUGAGACUCAAGUGGUACAAGAUUGAUUCAAAGAUGAAUGGUUUAACUGCUGAAACUGUAGAAAGGGGCCGCGCUAACUUUUAGGCCUGUUUACAUGGAGGAGGGGGACCCGAGGUAGGCAUGGUAACCCACUUAGGAGGGGUAACCCAACUGUCCAUAUAAUCUCUCAUUUUAAUUUGAUCACGUUUACAUGAUAGGUGGGGUGAUUCUUCAAGGUGGGUAGCCCAGUCUGCCACACGGGGUAACCUUCUCAGCUGAGGUCAAACUUUGCCAUGUCAACGUUUCAAGGUGAGGUAACCCACGCUAAUCGGGGUCGGAUUCGUGAUCCGUCAAAUUCGCGCAAAAUUCACUUUGGCGCCUGGUGGCUUCACAUAAUUAUUAAAGGUAACAAUUAAUAGAAAGCUACAACACUGAAUGUUGCAGCAAGAUCAGCAAGUGAGCAUAGACGUGGUUUGCCAGCAUUUUUCUUGUUUACGUGCUUAGCGACCAUUCAAUAAUCUUGAGAAAGUGCACCCCAGGAUGGCGGGGUCGUAAGAUUGCAUGUAAAGGAGGGUAAUUUUUUUACCCUACCUAAGCAGGUUACCUCUGCACCUACUUCAGGUCCCCCAUCUUUAUUUUAACAGGCCCUAAGUCUCAGGAACAGUGAAACUGGUAAUAAACGGUAUACCUAACCCGGGACUAGCUCUGAUACUACUUCCAUCUUCAAAAACGUCAGCAUAGCAGCCAAAGGAGCCAUGAUAUCGGUGUAACACGAAUAUUAGAUCGCAGUUGUUUCGUGCGUCUCGUUUUGUGACUUUUUUUUGUUCGUUUUUGUCACCAUCUCUAAAUUUCAAUCAUGUUCAAAACACCCCUACUAACAAAAUAUUUCGUAAGCUCUUUAUAAUGAUAUUCAGCAAUAAAAAGAAGGUGUGACCAGGAGCCGAUUUUUAUGCUCCUGGUGUGGCAACAUAGGCAUAAGUGAAUGCAAAGUUUUGCAGUAGGUAAUCUGUCAGAAAUCUGUUUGAGUGGUCAAAGUUAGGGCUGAUGGCUUCUUUGCCAUGACCACUCCAUUAUUAUAAGGGAUCAGGCGAUAAUUAUUGUCGACCCUUGCUUUUUGGGUAUUUUCUGUAAUUUUCCUUAGCAUUAUUUUGUGAAAAGUUGGGAACUGAAUUGCUCUUGAGGAAUUUAUGAUCGUAAGAUUUUGUAAACCACGGGGUAUUCGCCUAAUUGCAUCAAACAAAUUACAUUCAUUUUCAUAAAUGAUGCGUCAUUGGUUGGCUAAAAAAGGCAUUGGUCCUGUAACAUUCAGCUCUUCUGAAGUUAGUUUGUUUGUAAAUUGCAACGCACGUAACGACCUUCACUUUUUUUUUUGAAAGAUCGUAUAGACCCCCCCCCCCUGGUAUAGACCUACCAUUAACACUGGUGCAAGGGCUCUGAAGUGAAUGAGCUCCGUACAGGUGUCUAGGCAUGCAGGGACCUCAUACACUUCUUUUUAAAUGCAAAUGUGUAAAAAAUAAAGAGUGUUAAAAAUUCCUGGAGAGGCAUGUUUUACAACCUCGUCCCCAGGGCUUAAUAAAAAGGUAGAAAAAGGUAAAGCGACCAUAUUUUACGUCAAUAACUCGUGACAGUAAUAAUAACUGAUGAACUUGAGGUCGAUGGUGCGCUCCUUUUACCCCGUUCUCUCCAUUAAUGCUCUGUUUUAAGGGUAUUUAAAGCUAGUCAAAGCUACAUAGAAAGGAGAGACGUUGAAAUAAGGAUGUGUUGACACCGGGGAUCGAACUCGGGACCUCGCGCACCGAAGGCUGUGUACUAACCAACUGUGGCGCCCUUGCUCCUCCUUUUCCCCCUGAGGACGAGGUUUACUUGUUUUAAUCAUUAUCUCAAGGACAGGGCUACCAACGAAGUAAAUUAUAAUCUAAUAUCAGCCUCACAAUCACAAAGUGGGCCCGUUGUCAGUUGCUGUUCAUGAGGUCGUUCAUGUGCCGUGUCAAAAUUUAACGAUUCUAUCAUUUAGAAUGUGAUACAUUUGGGCUUUAUGUUAUUAUAUGACACCUUUGAAACCUGGCUUUGUGAUCUGUUUAAAUUGAUAUGUAAUGAUAUUAUCACUGGCAAGUCUUAGCAGUGACACAGAUAACCGCACAGCGAACUUGACCACACUUACCGUGUGGAGACUGGGCACUAGCCAGUGUUAUGUACAUGUAAAACUAUUUUUAAUUGUGCAACAACAACUAAACAUUACCAAAUUAAAAACUUAAAAAUUUGAAGCAAAUAUUUUUUUAAGCCAAAUCAAACAAGAAGAGUACUCACCACAGGGAACCCAAUAUGCUAUUGUAGGUGAAAGUUAACCCCCCCUUUUAUCUGUAAUUAGGACCAUUUGUAACGGGCACCCCCUCCAGUAUUAAUUGGAAGGUGCUGGGGAAGCUCUGUGCCAAAUUUGACACUUUUGUCACGUCUGUAACGAUCCGGCCUAUAUUUUGCACUAAGAGACCUGACUACAAUCACUAUAACCAAAAUGACUGAGUCUACAGAAAAAAAAAAUCCAUCUACAGACUCAAUUUGUUUGACGCAACAGGUCGAGGGGGGGGCAGAUGCCCCCUUGCCCCCCUCCGUUAGCUAUAGCUCUGGAAUGACGAUGGCUAUUACUUUUUCCCACCAAAAUGACGCUGGUCACGCACAAGCACUGUUUAGUAUUGAGAAAAUCUCGUACUCGUAGUCGUCAUCGUGGUCAAAGGUCUCUAUUUUCUCCUAUGCCGAUCAAAAACAUCCCCCCCCUCCUCUCUCGCCUUUUUGCAGACCACUCACCUUGACAUGCAUAGUUUGUGCUUCUUUCUGAAGCAGGGUCUUUUUGAGAGAUCAUUUGAAAAGACGGUUAUUGUGGAGAAAAUUGCGCACAGACGAACAAGUGAAUCCACACUCCCAUGUACUGGUACAAGGUGGGGGGGGUGUUAGUUUGAGCCUCCUUUUGAGUUUAUAAUAUAUUAAAAUAAUUACAAAACUUACAAGUACGAUUGAAAUUUACCCUGACGAGCUCUUCGUAAAUUGUAAAUUGUAAAUAUCUUAUUAGCUACUGCCCUCAGGGUUUUUCAGGGAUAAUUUACAACACUAGUUGGGGGCCUUGGCCGGACUGCUUAAGUUGCAGUUUACAAGUAAUGAAGGAACGAGAAAUGAUGCUGUCAUACAUGAGUGUGAAAGUGAGAUAGACCACUACACUGGGCACUACGUGCCCUACUCUUUACGAAGAGUGUGUGGGUACUUUAACGUCCCGGAUGACGCAAAUAUUGUGGGAUGUGCAGCCUCGUCCCAGGACGCUCUCCUAUCUCCUCCACAACGGCCUAGGUUGUGGGAUAUGACGCUGCCUAGGAUGUCAUUUCAAAUGGCUGCCAUCUUGACCACCAUCUCAUUGGCCACUGUUUUGAUUUAACUUAAAAUUAAGUUUUAAAAACCCAGCUUUUUCCUUGCUUGAACGUUUUUGAGGGAUAAAUAAACAGCGUUUGAUUAGACGAGGUUGCGGCUUAAAGCCAUUAGGAACGAAACUGAAAUAAUCCCCGCACGGCUGGAUGCCACCCAUCACCACAGCUCCUCAUGCUUAUGAAUGUCCCCACUAAAAAAAUCUUCAUAUGAUUUGUUUUAAUACUCAGGGUAAAGGUCCAAUGUCCACAUACUGGCUGAAAGGAUUCUUGGAAAAUGCUCCGAGUUUUACUCUGCAUGCACCGGGAGAAAUGCCAAUGAUGGCUUAUGUGCAGCUGUGAAACUUUUCAGCUAAAAUUUAACAAUUUACAGCCUUAAAUAUGACACGUAUCACCUGAAAUGUAAUAGUGUACAGCC
Molecule: messenger RNA, 13311 nt
Organism: Porites lobata
Lineage: Eukaryota; Metazoa; Cnidaria; Anthozoa; Scleractinia; Poritidae
Source: the annotation of a GenBank genome assembly